CCUCAACACAACCCUCAACACGCACAACCCAGAACCCCCCCCCCCCGGCCUCCAGCUCCGACUGCCAGACCGCGGCUCCAUGCGGCUGGAAGGAGGCUGAACUGAGAUGCCCCCCUCUCCUUUUCCUCCUUCCUCCAGCGGUCCUCCUCUCUAAGGCCGGCGGGGGACGAAGCCAGCCAGCCUCCAGCCGCCCAGAUGCAGGAGCCUUCGGGGCCGUCGGUGGGCUCCAGCCCCCUUGCCCCGUCCCUCCAGCCCCCCAAGAGCCUCCUCCUCCUCCUCCUCCUCCUCGGGCGGAGAGGGGGCCGUCGGGGAGGCGCCUUGCUGGUGGUCUUGGCGCCAUGACCCUCUGGGGACCCACUCUUUCUUUGCGGACGAGGCUCUCCUUCUCCUUCUUCUUCUUCGUCAUCAUCAUCAUCUUCUUCCUCGGCGGCACCAGGAGCCCUUCUUCUUCUUCCUCCUCGGCCAAACUUGGCGAGAGGCAGGCUGAGGAGAGCCGGCGGGGGAGUGUCGGGGCCCGGGAGAGGCAGCAGCGUCCAAGCAGAGCCCAAAGGCUGGGGAUUUCCAUCCUGAGGGGAUGAAGGCGGCCGGUGGAGGGCGAGGCUGAGGGGCCGAGGGGGCUCCCCCGCCUCCAGCCCUCCCUCCGAUGGCGCUCCUGGCCCGGGAAGAAGAAGAGGCCACAGCGGAGGAGAGAGCCCGGCAGCCCUUCCUUCUCUGCGCCACCGCGGACCCUCGCCUUAGUUUUAUAAUCCAUCACAACCAUGAAGUCUACAACAGCUGAUCCACCCCGUAAAAGAAGGAUGUUGUGGAUUAUUCUUCUAAGCACAAUUGCUGUAGCAUGGACUACACCUAUUCCCUUGAUAGAGGACUCGGAGGAAAUUGAGGAACCUUGCUUUGAUCCCUGUUACUGUGAAGUCAAAGAAAGCCUUUUUCAUAUACACUGCGACAACAAGGGAUUUAUAAAUAUUAGUCAGAUAACAGAGUCAUGGUCGAGACCUUUCAAACUUUACCUGCAGAGAAACUCCAUGAGGAGAUUAUACACCAACAGUUUUCUCCAUUUGAACAAUGCUGUUUCUAUUAACCUUGGGAACAACGCACUACAAGACAUUCAGAUAGGAGCCUUUAAUGGGCUCAAAAUUCUGAAGAGAUUGUACCUGCAUGAGAAUAAAUUAGACAUUUUCAGAAACGAUACUUUCCUGGGGUUGGAAAGUCUGGAAUAUCUGCAGGCAGAUUAUAAUGUCAUUAAGCGGAUUGAAAGUGGGGCAUUUCGAAAUCUGAGCAAACUUCGGGUUCUUAUAUUAAAUGACAACCUUAUUCCCAUGCUGCCCACAAAUUUAUUUAAGUCUGUGUCCUUAACUCACUUGGACUUGCGUGGAAACAGGUUGAAAGUGCUUUCAUACCGAGGAAUGCUUGAUCAUAUUGGCAGGAGCCUGAUGGAAAUCCAGUUGGAAGAGAAUCCUUGGAACUGUACUUGUGAGAUUGUUCAGCUAAAAAGCUGGCUUGAACGUAUACCUUACACUGCCCUUGUGGGAGACAUAACCUGUGAGACUCCUUUCCACUUCCAUGGUAAGGACUUGAGGGAAAUUAAAAGAAAUAAACUCUGUCCUAUGCUAUCUGACUCAGAGCUGGUCAGCAUUGGUGUCCCACAGCUGCCAUCAAGCAAGGAGAAUGCAUGGCCUACUAAGCCUUCUUCUAUGUUGUCCUCCUUCCAUUUCACUGCUUCCUCUGUUGAAUACAAAACCUCCAUUAAGCAGCUGAAGCCUACAAAACAGCCCAGGGCACACAAGCCACCCCCUACUCCUCGAGGCCUAUACCCUGGACCUAACCAGGCUCCCAUUGCUGCAUAUCAGACUAGGCCUCCUAUCCCCAUCAUAUGCCCUACUGGCUGCUCCUGCAAUUUGCACAUCAAUGAUUUGGGUCUGACUGUCAACUGCAAGGAAAGGGGGUUCCAUAAUAUUUCUGAGCUCCUUCCCAGGCCUGUUAAUGCCAAGAAACUGUAUCUGAGUGGAAAUUUGAUACAGAAAAUUUACCGUUCUGAUUUCUGGAAUUUUUCUUCCUUGGAUCUCUUGCAUCUUGGGAACAAUCGGAUCUCCUAUGUUCAGGACGGGGCUUUUAUUAAUCUGCCCAAUCUGAAGAGUCUAUACCUGAAUGGCAAUGACAUUGAGAAACUGACUCCGGGCAUGUUUAGGGGCUUGCAGAGCUUGCAUUACCUGUAUUUUGAGUACAAUCAGAUCAGGGAGAUCCAGCCUGCUGCCUUCAGUCUCAUGCCAAACCUGCAGCUGCUCUUCCUCAAUGACAAUCUUCUGAGGACCCUGCCUACUGAUGCCUUUGCUGGCACCUCCUUGGCCAGGCUCAACUUGAGGAACAACAAAUUCCUGUACUUGCCUGUGGCUGGUGUGCUGGAACACCUCAACGCCAUUGUACAGAUUGACUUGAAGCUCAAUCCCUGGGAUUGCACAUGUGACCUAGUGCCUCUCAAGCAGUGGAUCGAGACCAUCAGUUCCGUCAUUAUGGUGGGGGAAGUUCAUUGUGCCAGCCCAGAGAACCUAACCAACAGAGAUAUCCGCUCUGUUGAGCUGGAGAUGUUGUGCCCAGAAAUGAUGCAUGCUGCUGCUGCUGCCUCACCAGCCCCACCAGCAUCGGGUCACCCAAGUCCCACUAGUCCCUCACCAUACGAGCUCCCCCCAGCUGGAGGAGGCCCAGUCCCUCUCUCUGUGCUCAUUCUCAGUCUACUCGUACUGUUCUUCUCUGCAGUCUUCACUGCUGCGGGCCUUUUUGCCUUUGUCCUUCGCCGACGGCGCAAGAAGCUGCCCUUCCGGAACAAGCAGCGGCAAGAGGCCCUUGACUUAACAGGCAUCCAAGUGCAGUGCCACCAUCUGUUUGAGGAGGGAGGAGGUGGCGGAGGUGGGGGGAUCAGUGCCUCCCCAGAGAAGGCACCCCCAGUGGGCCAUGUUUAUGACUACAUCCCUCACCCAGUAACCCAGAUGUGCAACAACCCCAUCUACAAGCCACGUGAGGAGGAUGAAGUGGUGGCAGGGGAGCCUGGGCAACCUGGGGACAUGCUUCUGGGAGGUGGAGGUGGUGGCUGUGCAGGGGAACAAUUUAUCGACCCCACUAAGGACAGCGGGAGCAGUAGCUGCUAUAGGACCUUGCUGGAGAAGGAGAAGGAGUGGAGCUUGGCUGUGUCCAGCUCACAACUCAACACCAUAGUGACCACCAACCAUCAUCCCCAUCCCCACCAACCUGGAGGGGGAAUUGGUGUGGGGUUGCCUCUCAUGGGGGAAUUAGCACUGGUGCCGCCUGUCUUCCAUCAUGAGAAGAAUGGUGGGGUGGUUCUAUUCCCCCCUAGUGGUGCCGUUUUAGACAGCAGAGAGAGGCCACCCUUAGCCCCUCCAUGCACAGUGGGCUUUGUGGACUGCCUCUAUGGCACAGUGCCCAAAUUAAAGGAACUGCACGUCCAUCCCCCUGGCAUGCAAUACCCAGACCUGCAGCAGGACGCCAGGCUGAAAGAAACCCUACUCUUCUCGGCUGGUAAGGGCUUCCCAGACCACCACCAAACCCCCCAAAGUGAAUACCUCGAGUUAAGGGCCAAACUCCAAACCAAGCCGGAUUACCUCGAAGUCCUGGAGAAGACCACUUAUAGGUUUUGAAAAUGUCUAGCUUUUACAGCCAAAUCCCAGCCCCCAGCCCUCCACACACCGUCCUUGGUCCCAAUCCUCUCCUCUCACUUUCCUCUCCCCAGACCAUCGCAUGCUGAUACUAGAGGAUACAGCUCUGUGCUUUCCCCCUGCCAGAUGUUGGUUUGGAGGAGGGGCCCAACUCAGAUGAUCAUUAAUCGAUAAAGUGCCUUUGCAGACUUUUGCCAGCAGAUGUUAAUCAAUCAUUAUUUUUUUAUACUGAAAAAGAAAAAAAAGCUGAGACUUUGACUGUGCCAUGUUGUCUAAGGUAUAAGAAUAUUAUUAUAUUAAUUAGUAUCAUGGGGGAUCUUCGUCUUGAUCCUGACACAGUAAAUUCAUUGUGUAUUGCGCUAUCUCUCUCUUGCGUGCACACUUUUUUUUUUGUUGUAGGUUUUUUUAAAAAAACAAAAACACAAACCCUUCCAUUCAUCUUUUUAUGUUGGGGGAGGGAGGUGGACUUAAAGACAGCAUUCUUUUGUGGCUUUGUUUCUUCUUUCCCUCACCAUGGCACAGAUUUCUGUACAUUUAUUUAAAAGAAAACAAAGGGGAAGGGGAAAUAACAACAAAAAUGCAGUUUGCUGCAUGUCUGGAAACUGCAGUAGGGGAGGGGGGUAUUUUUGAAUGUUCUCACUCUCUUGUCUUUCUCUCACCUCCAUGCAGACAGAUCCACAUAUACCCAAAUAUGAAUCCCCAGCACUCCCCAGCCUGCUUCAUAGCCAUUCCAGUUUGCUUGUACUCCUUCUGUUCUGUUCUCUCUUUUUUUUUUUUUUUUGCCCCCUUCCCCUUAAAGUGGGUGCCACCGUAAAUUCUCCUCCCUUUUGCAGAAGGGAAACCAGAGACUUAUUGCUUACCAGAAAUCUGCAUCUUAAGUAAAAAAAAAAAAUCCUUUAUUUGUUCAAUCUUGUGGCUUUCUUAUACUAAAGGAAAAGUUGUUAGCAUCUUAUUUAGUUGUUGGUGGUGGUGGGAUUAAGGGACACUUCCCUCUAAAAUCAAAGCGACUCCAGCCUAAUAGUUAUAUACAGGUGGGGGAAGGAAAAGAAAACUUACUGGGUACCUAUCACAAACAUUUCUAUUGAAGAGGCACUGUUAACAUUUUCUCUUUCUCUCCUCUUUGCUCACACACUCAAACACACACACACAGAAAUUCAAAUGUGCAUAUAUUUAUUCUGUACUUUCAAGUGAAUAUAAAUUGUAAAGGUAAUGUUUAAUCAUUGUACAGUGAUGCGUCUGGUAUAGCUUUCCUAAUAAAACAUUUUGGAAAAAAAUAGAUAUAUACUAGAAGAUAAAAAGCUUGAAUUUUAAAACUCCAGCUAUACCCUUUUCCUUCCAGUGCUUUCUUUAUUUUCUUUAAGCCCCAUGUUGUUUUAUUAAUACUAGUACAAUUCACUGUGAUGUUUAACAAAAUAUAUAACAGAAAUAGUAAUUUGCUGAAUUUUUGUUCUAUCAAAAUACUAUUCUGGACUUGGAAAUCUCAUUUUCAGUCUCUCUCUUUCUCUUUCUCCUCUCUUUCCUCUUCCUUUUCUUCUUCCAUUUUAAUUUCUUGUGUUUCUAUUUUAGUGAGUUUCCCCCUCAUAGAUGAAAAUAUGCAAUAGACUUUUUUAAACGAUCAUUUUACUACUAGGCCUGUUUAUGUCCCAUUGUAAGGAAGUGGGGAAACAUACUAGACAUCUCCCCCCACCUCCCCGGGCAGUUUAAAUUGGGGUACAGUAUUUAAAAGUGCACAGAAAAAAUGUAUUUCUAUAUAGAGGGAUAAAGAAUGGUGGGUAUAAACUCCUACAUUCAGAAAAAAAUGUUUGGCAUGUUUUGAAUGAUACUUAAAACAUUGGAGAAAAUUAGGCCUAAUAUCACAGAUCCAGCCUUUUGAUUUUCUUAUCUCCUAACUGCUUUACUGAGAACUGAGCUAAGGAUGGGAUGACGAAGUGGUUUUUCCUAUGUAUGGUGUGGAGUUUUAAUUUAUUUUCUUUCUGUCUGUCUGUCUUUCCUUCCUUUUAUUUGGCGGUUGGUAUGAUGUUGCUUAAUUGACUGGCUGGAGCUUAUUAUUUUUAACCCUUUUGCUUAGAAUGAAAAACCAAAGAAGAAGGGGAGGGUUGUUUGUUUAUUUCAUUUCUUUCCAAGGUAUCUAGCUGGUAUCUUGUUUCUUGUAGAACUGGGUUGACACAUGAAUAGAGCCGAAGGAAAAAAGCUUUGUUUGGUGGAGGAAAAAAACCCAUCCAAUAUGGCCAGUAGAUGGCGUCCGAGCUCCAGCAAUUGCCGCACAGAGACCAGAGGUUACUUUUGAAUUGUGCACAGCCCAUCCGGUGCUUUCCGCUUGGACUCCCGAAUCUGCCCUUAAUAGAAAAUCAUCACGUUGAAUGUAAUUCACCAGACGUCACUAAUGCCUUACAUCGAGAUAGAGAUCAAAUUAAAGGGGAAAUGUGGAUAUUAGCUCCUUUCGUGUGUACAGAUAUGAUGGGGCAAAAUCCAUAUUCUGAAGAUUUCAAGCAAUGAUUUUUAUAUUUAUAUAGAGAUAUACACACCUACAGAAAGAAAGGGAAAUGUAUUUAAAAAUAAACUAAAUUUUAAAAAUCUAUUUAUUUGUCUUACUAAAAAUAAUGUUAUCCAGGGGGAAUGAAAUGUUUUUACUGCAGAGGAAUGAAAAAUACAGCUGCCUCCAAUGCUCUUGUAUCAUAUUGUUGUUGUUAUAGUUUUGUUAAGGAAUCACUGCAUAAACUGCAGCUUUGGGAGCAAAAUAAGAAUUCAUCCACUCCAUAAUCUCAUAUACAUGGUAAUCAUUCCUGUUGAAAAGAGUCUCUCCAUUUUUAAGUAAUAAAUAUUUUAAAAAGCUGGUAUAUACAUAAGAUUACGCAGAUGCACAGACACAGCCAUCCUAAAAUUUGUAAUGACCCACAAACCAGUAAUGAAAUGAAAACUUUGGAAUUUUAGCCAGUUUAUUCCUAAUGAAAUUGUUGACAUUAAUUCAGUUUAUAUACAAAUGUCGCUCUUUUACAGGCUAGAGAUUCACAACAGACAUGCCUCAAUUACUGAAUUAAACAUUUAGGUUCUGCUGACCCAGGCUGUGGGUAUGAAAUUGGCAUAUUUGUCUAAUUCAAAUUUUAUGUUGCUUACCAUUAUUAAUGAUUGAUUAAGUGGUUUACUGGCAGUAAAAAUAAAAACACUUUCGUCUGCCUUGUGCAAUCUGGCCUUUACGCAGGACACACUGAAAUAAAAUCAGCUAAUGCACAUGUAGUUUUCCACAAACUGUGCUUCUUACACUGUGGUCAUGAGCAGGGCUAGAUUAAUCAUUAUGCAAAGUAUGCUAUAAAACAGGGAUCUACCCACACUUGAUGCCUUGCAUCCAUGUACUCUGAUGAAUGGGCCUAUGUUUGAAUGUAGGUUUAGGUCGUUGGCUUUUCUAAUCCAGUAUCUUCUACUCUGCAGCCAUUCUCCAGGGUUUUUCCCACUCUUCUACCCAAGACCACUGGACAUAUGAGAGAUUGAACCUGGACCCUUCUGCAUGUAAAGCAUGUAGAUCAAUGAAGACCUAACCUCACUCAGAAAAGCACUUACAGGUAUUGAUCCAGGGACUUUUCAUAUCUUUAAUUAUAUAUGAUAAGUUCUACUUUAUAGAAACUUGCUUACACAGCCCCUAUUGGAUUCCAUUAAAAUCCUAGAGUGUUGAAAAUUACCCUAUAGAAAGAAACAUAAUCCAUAUUCCUAGAUGUAAAAAGACUGUAAUAUUGGGAAGUAGCUUGAAACAGAGUUCUAUCAGGGACACAAUAGGACAGGGAACAUGGGAAUAACAAUAUAGGCAGGUAAUUAUGAGAGCGAAAUCUGUGUAAAAUUAUGGAUCAUGGGUUAAAAUAUACAAAUGCUUCUCAUUUUAAGCCCUUGUCGCUGAUUUAUACCCCAAAGUGCCCAAACAUGUCCUACACAUUCUUAGUAUACCUGAAUUUCAGAUACUGAAACAUCUACAUAAAUCUUUCAGUCAUUUUCAUCUUACUACGUUAUAAAACAUAUCAAGCAAGUAAGGUUUCAUGUUGUUUUCUUAUUGCAUUAAACAUAAAGCAUUUUAAAAAAUGAUGGGUAGAUAAGCAUGCAUGAAAAAGCAGUAUAAACCAGAAAAUUCAAGGGUAGAUACUUUGAAGGACAGUCAUUUUGCAUUCAGUUGACAAUGCUGCAUGUGUAAACAUUGUUCAAUACUGUAGAGAAUGGGAUAAACACCAGAUUUUACCAUGGCAAGGUGCUCCACCCAUUUGGGAAACAUAUUUUUCAUCAAGAAUAGCACAUAUCAAAACCAGGAAAAGGUUGUAAAUAAUAUUUAUAUUUUGUUUAUAUUAUCAAUCGCAAAAACAUUUCAACUGAAAUAUAAGGAACAAUUUUCACCUGGAAUAGUGAAGCAAUUAUUCAGUGGAA
Molecule: messenger RNA, 8066 nt
Organism: Sceloporus undulatus (fence lizard)
Lineage: Eukaryota; Metazoa; Chordata; Lepidosauria; Squamata; Phrynosomatidae
Gene: SLITRK3
Product: SLIT and NTRK like family member 3
Exons: 2
Coding region: 759-3647 (962 amino acids)
Biological process (GO): positive regulation of synapse assembly; regulation of presynapse assembly; axonogenesis
Cellular component (GO): GABA-ergic synapse; postsynaptic density membrane
Molecular function (GO): protein binding
Source: RefSeq, a predicted model, not a curated record